UUCAAUCGCCGAAGGAGUCCUCGCCGAAAGUGACUUCGCCGACGUUGACCUUGCAGUGAAAUCCCGCUGCCAUGUUUACAUACAUUAGCAUUGUACUCAAUCAUCGUGACGUCAGACAUCAGACACCACAUGCUGGAAGAGUAUAGAGAAGCUACCACCGUAUAAGAUAGCUUUCUUUACUCAAGCACUGUUUCUCAUACCUCCACACCCUAUUCCCAGGCAAGUCCAUCGACCACAGCAACAGCAGCAGCAGCAGCACAAUGUCCCACCACCACGACGACCACCACCCCGCCUCCCUCCCCGGCGACCCCCUCAGCACCAAAAGCCGGGUGCUGGAGACCGGCGCCAGCAUGGUGCAGGACUUCGCGCCGGUCAAGAACAUCUGCGCGCACCUGAACGCCUUCCACGUGUACGCCUCGGACAAGACGCGCUGCGUGGAGGCGAACCACUACUGUUCACAUAUCACAGAGGAUAUAAGACAAUGCCUCCUCUACGACAGCCCGUCCCCCACCGCCCGCCUACUGGGGGUCGAGUACAUGAUCACGCCCAAACUCUACAACACCCUGCCCGCGGAGGAACGGCGACUCUGGCACACGCACGAGUUCGAGGUCAAAUCGGGGAUGCUGGUCAUGCCGGCGCCGGCGGGGGUGCCCCAGGCGCUCUGGGAGACGGCCGAGACGGCCGAGAUGCAGGACAUCGUCCCGCUGUACGGCAAGACGUAUCAUUUCUGGCAGGUGGAUCGCGGGGAUGCCGUGCCGAUGGGGGCGCCGGAGCUGAUGGCGAGUUUUACGUCGGAGGAGCGCGUGAAAGUGGCGAGGGAGGGGGGCAUGGAGGAGUUGUGUCGGGGGAGGGAUGAGAGGUUUGGGGUCGAUUGGAGGCGGAAGAGGGAGGUGAGGGAGGGGUUGCGCGGGGUGGAGGGGGGGUUGCAUCCUGAUGCGGAUGCGAUGUGGGAGGAGUGA
Messenger RNA from Aspergillus brunneoviolaceus CBS 621.78, 959 nucleotides. RefSeq names its product OBAP family protein. The transcript is spliced from 3 exons. Lineage: Eukaryota; Fungi; Ascomycota; Eurotiomycetes; Eurotiales; Aspergillaceae. The coding region runs from base 261 to 959 and encodes 232 amino acids. The record is from RefSeq and is a predicted model, not a curated record.